Messenger RNA from Morus notabilis, 666 nucleotides. RefSeq names its product heme oxygenase 1, chloroplastic. Gene Ontology annotation, molecular function: heme oxygenase (decyclizing) activity. Gene Ontology annotation, biological process: heme oxidation; phytochromobilin biosynthetic process. Bases 1 to 666 code for a protein of 221 amino acids. The record is from RefSeq and is a predicted model, not a curated record. The transcript has 4 exons. Lineage: Eukaryota; Viridiplantae; Streptophyta; Magnoliopsida; Rosales; Moraceae.
AUGGCUUCUCUCACCUCAGUUUUGCAAUCCCAAUCUAUACCUUUCACCAACAAAACCAGUUUCCAAAUACCACCGACUUGUCAUCAUCAUUCUCUUUCCAUGUUGGCCUCUGAUGAGCGACACGUAGCAAAGUGGGAACCCACCUUUGAUGGGAGCCUAAAGUUCCUUGUUGAUAGAAAGCUUGUUUAUGACACACUCGAGGGGAUCUUCCGGGAUCCUGCUUUCUUGGAGCCACAUUAUGUUGAGUUGAGAAACACAGGAUUGGAAAGAUCUGAAAGAUUGGCAAAGGAUUUGGAGUGGAUCAAAGAUCAAGGCCAUGUUUUACCAGAACCUUCUGACCUUGGUGUUAAUUAUGCUAAUUAUCUCAAGGAAUUAUCAAUAGUCAAGGAUUCUCAUCUAAUUCUGUGUCACUUCUACAAUCUGUACUUUGGUCAUACUGCUGGUGGUCGAAUAAUGGCAAAAAAGCUAUCUGAGAAGAUAAUGAACAACAAGGAGUUGGAAUUUUACAAAUGGGAUGGUGAGGUUUCCCAACUGUUGCAGAAUGUCACGGACAAGCUGAACAAAUUGACUGAGAGUUGGACAAGAGAGGAAAAGAACCAGUGUCUGGGAGAGACUGAAAUAUCCUUCAAAUAUUAUGGAGAUAUUAUUAGUUUGAUAUUAUCGUGA